Myiozetetes cayanensis is the source of this 2000-nucleotide messenger RNA. RefSeq names its product translation initiation factor IF-2-like. Lineage: Eukaryota; Metazoa; Chordata; Aves; Passeriformes; Tyrannidae. Bases 458 to 817 code for a protein of 119 amino acids. The record is from RefSeq and is a predicted model, not a curated record. The transcript is spliced from 2 exons.
AGGAAAGUGACUGAGUUAACUCAUUGGGAUUCAGGGAACGACCUGCCCUCUUUUGGAAAAAAAAAAAAAAAAAAAAAAAAAAAAAAAAAGGCAAGAAGAAGAAAAGUAAGUGUGUAUGUGUGUGUGCGCGUGUUCGUGUUCCUGUAUGUGUGUGUGUGAGAGAGAGAGAGAGGAGAGAGAGAGAGGAGGGGGAGACUCACACAGAGUCCUGCUUUUCUGAGCUGAGAGCUGACGGUUCCUAAGCAGAAAGUAUUAGGAGAAACACAGCAUCUUGUCUCUUUGCUGCAUUUACACAAUGAAAUCACUUCUAUUUUUAUUCCUGCUAACCGACCGGUUUUGCUUGAAUCCACUCCGAGCGAUGGACAAUGGGAACAAACAAGAACUUAAAAACUACUAGGAAAAAAAAAAAAAAAAAAAAAAAGAGGAGAAAACCCCAAACAAACCCAACCACGCUGGGAUGAGGAUUACUCACUUUAGCGCUGGCUGCGGCCGCACGCAGGAGCUGCGGUGCCGAGGAGGGUCGGAGCCGUCUGCCCAGUUUGCCCCCAGAUGCCCCGGCAAGCUACAGGAAAAUCUCUGGGAAGCACAGCUCGCCGCAGGAGCCCGGGCGCCGCCGCAGGCAGCCGCAGCACAUCCCGCUUCGCCUCCUCUCUCUCUCCCGGGCCCUGGGGCCGAGGAAGCAAUCGAGGUCAGCCGCCCAGUUCCCGGGGUCCGACCGUGGUACAGCCCGCAGGGUGAUGCAAGGUGCCCGGCUGCUCCGCUCCUCCCUGGCGCGCCAUCGUUACCGAAAAGGAAUGGUCCCCGUCCUGAGCGGUGAAAGAUGGCAAAAAGCGUAAUAAUAAUAAAAAAAGCUUAGGCUGAUUUUAUUUUUAAAACAUUAUUGUAAUGACUUCACCCCUCAUUUCCUCACUCGCCAGUUCAGUGUAGGCAGGCCAGAUGGGCUGCCCAGACCCUCCCGGGAAAGGGGCAGGUGCGAGUGAGUUAAAUUUUUUUCCGCUUUACAAAGAAAGAUGACACGUCCUGCCCUUUCAUUUUUCAUCGCCGAAAGACCCCCUCUCCCCCUCCUUCCCCCGGCCGAGAGGAGCGGGGAUGCUCUGGGGGUGAGGGCUCCUCCCGCCCGUGCUCCAGGGAAGCCGCAGGACCAGGCGGACCGAGGCAGCGGGAAAGAACGGUCAUCCCCUUGAGCCAGGGAUGCCAAAUCACAGACGUCGAGUCGGGGAGAGCCAGCUCCUGUGUUUAAAAUCACUCGAAGACGCUGGUGAAAUUAAAGCAGUCACCUGGAAAUGUGUAGUAGGCACACGCUUAAUUUCUCUCCCUAUUUUUUUUUUUUUUUAAUCCAUUAAGUACAUAUUUAACAGCUUCCUGAGCACUGCAAACAACAGACGGGCUAGUAAGAAAAUUCGAGCAUGAGUUAUAUGCAGCCCGGGCCAGGAUGGGACUAGGGCAGAGCGAAAUCACCGGGUUUUUUUUCGGGGAUCAGUUGCUGUUCUGCUUCCAGAGAGAGAGAGAGAGUGCGAGCGCUCUAAGGCUCUGACUCUCCGUGUUCACAGCGGACCUUGAUUUAAUGUCAUACAAUUAAGGCACGCGGUGAAUGCCAAGAGCGGAUCCUCAAAGCAGCAUGAAAGAUCUCGCUAGAACAUACCAUAACAAAAACGUUAAUAAUAAAAGUAAUAGAAAACUGAACAUUACAAAAAAAAAAAUAAAAAGGAGAGACAUAGUAAUAAAGAGCUCGACAACCUGUACUCACCUACGGAAACCGAGACUAACUAGGACUGGCGUACUGAUCGGCUCAGCCCAGUGGAGAGGAGAUGUCGCUGCCACGGGACGGGCGCCCGCGGGGGCAGCUGUCAUCAGCAGGUAACGGGGCCGUGGGGGACUACUGGAACGGUGGGGUAGUCGUGGUGGUUUUUCAAGGUAGUGGUGACUCGACCUCUUGCUUUCUUGGGCUGAACCAUGUAAAGUCGAUUAAUGGGAAAUAAAUACAUUUUCUAAUAUUAUCA